Messenger RNA from Spathaspora passalidarum NRRL Y-27907, 4356 nucleotides. RefSeq names its product protein kinase (gene HSL1). Bases 1 to 4356 code for a protein of 1451 amino acids. Gene Ontology annotation, biological process: microtubule cytoskeleton organization; intracellular signal transduction; protein phosphorylation. Lineage: Eukaryota; Fungi; Ascomycota; Pichiomycetes; Serinales; Debaryomycetaceae. Gene Ontology annotation, cellular component: cytoplasm. The record is from RefSeq and is a predicted model, not a curated record. Gene Ontology annotation, molecular function: ATP binding; tau-protein kinase activity; protein serine/threonine kinase activity. The transcript has a single exon.
AUGGCAUCGGUCAAAACUCAGUUUGAGGAUCACACCUUUAAUGAUACUAUAACAGGGACGCCUACUACUACUAGAACGACAACAGAUUCGGCGUCCCAAACACCCACUCCGGCUAAUGUCGACAAGGUCGUUCAAUCAGUGACCAACGCCACCAAGAGAUUGUCACAGAUAUCCACCAUCACCAACAAUUCCAACAAAAAGAGGAAAUCUCAAAAUAAGAUUGGUCCUUGGAAAUUAGGAAGGACUUUAGGUCGUGGUUCGACUGGAAGAGUCAGAUUGGCAAAAAAUAUAAACACUGGCAAAUUAGCUGCUGUUAAGAUUGUACCUAAGUCUAAUUUUAAGAAGUUGGAAAACCCCAAGUAUAAACGAAACCAAGAUGAUCAGGAUUCUGGUUUACCCUAUGGAAUCGAGCGAGAAAUCAUCAUCAUGAAAUUAAUAUCUCACCCAAACAUCAUGGGAUUAUAUGACGUUUGGGAAAACAAGAACGAUUUGUAUUUAAUCUUGGAAUAUAUCGAGGGUGGUGAAUUGUUUGACUAUUUAAUCAAACGUGGUAAGUUGCAAGAAUUUGAAGCGAUCAAUUAUUUCAAACAAAUCAUAAAUGGUAUCAACUAUUUACAUCAAUUUAAUAUUUGUCAUCGAGACUUGAAGCCAGAGAAUUUAUUAUUGGAUUUCAAUAAAAACAUCAAGAUUGCUGAUUUUGGAAUGGCAGCUUUGGAAAUCAAGGAGAAAUUGUUAGAAACCUCAUGUGGUUCUCCUCAUUAUGCAUCUCCAGAAAUUGUUGCCGGUAAGAAUUAUCACGGCGCUCCUUCUGAUAUUUGGUCUUGUGGUAUUAUAUUGUUUGCUCUUUUGACUGGACAUUUACCUUUUGACGAUGAGAAUAUUCGUAAAUUAUUGUUGAAGGUUCAAAGUGGGAAGUUCAACAUGCCUCAUGAUUUAAGUUGGGAAGCAAAAGAUUUAAUAUCCAAGAUGUUAAAAGUUAAUCCUAAAGACAGAAUCUCAAUUGAGGAUAUCUUACUCCAUCCACUCUUGACAAAAUAUCCUGAUCCUCCAACGCCUUCCUCGGUAACUGGCACAACUUUAGAUUUAAAGAAUAUGAAUAUCAAUCCGAUUGAAUCUAUAGAUAAAAUUGAUCAGGAAAUCUUGAAGAACUUAUCAACAUUGUUUCACAAUUGUAAUGAACAAACAAUAAUAUCAAGGUUGAUGUCACCAAACAAGUGCUCGGAAAAGAUGUUUUAUUAUCUUUUGAUGAAGUAUAGAAAUGAACAUUUGUCAACGUCCAGCUCCAUGGACAUCAGUGAUGAAGCCACUGAUGUUGGCUCUGCAAGAAAUUCCUUACCUAGAUCCACUUCAGUAAUCAAAACUACCGUUGUUGACGAUGCUACUGGUGAAGUCCAGACACAUACCAUGGUGAAGAAAGUCGAGAAUUCUACCUCAAUCUAUUCCAAUAAGUCAUUAUUGAACAAAAAGACGUUGUUGGAUAAUGUCAAUCAUAAACAACACCCAGCUUCGAAUUCUGUAAAUAAGAAGAAGGUGGUUCAUAAUAAUCAAGUCAUAUAUUCCAAAUCCAGAAACGCCUCAUCUAGAUCUUUGAGAUCCAAUAAGUCUACCAGCUCAACCAAAAACUCACAACCAUCACCUUCAUCUUCGGAAAGUGGAGGAAGGGUGCUGACUCCGAUGGUGAAACUUCCUAUGCAACUGCCACCUAAUGUUCCUUUACCAACCACUCCUGUUCGAGGACCAAACAAGCAAAUAAUCAAACCAACCACCAUUGAAACCACAAUAAGAACUCAAAAUGAUAAGGAUUCUAUGAGGCGUAGACUUACUGGAACUUUUGGCAAUAAAUCAUUGUUGAAUUUUGAAUUGAUUUGCGAAGAAGUAUUCUCCGGUGAUGAUAAUAAGGAAAAUAUGACCCCAGCUUUAUCGACGAAAACGGCAACACCUCCACCAAAAAAACAAGCAGCAAACUACAAGGAGCGGGAAAGCUCUUUGGCUCGCCGAGAACGUGAAUUGGCUGAAAGAGUUAGAUCUCAGAACGAAGCGAGAGAACAACGAUUGAAGCAAGCAGAAGAGACAGAGAGAAAGUUACAAGCACAACAAGAGAAAAGAAGAUCACUAGCUAGUAUUGCUGAAGAACAACUCGUUGAAAAGCAACGAGCUGUUUUCAAUAGACUACUCAAUCGUCAAAGCACGAAUGAUUUUGCUAAUUUGGUUGGCGAUCGCCGUUCAGUUACUGAACCCCCUGUACACCUGUUGGAUCCUAAAGUUAGUUCGUUGUUACGGGCAAGAACGCUUGCUACUCCAGUCCCAAGAAAAUUUGAAGCUACUGGGAGUGAAAGUCCUACUAAGAAAGUGUUGAAUAAAUUAGGAAUUGAACUUGAUGUUACUGAAUCACCUGCUUCUAAUCGAUUCAAAAAGACUGGAAGUUCUAGAAACUUAACGGGAAUUUUGAAACCACGAGAUUCCAAUUUACCUUCUCGAGUUCCAUCAAAAGGUUCACUUUUGAAAGUAUCCACUUCCAGAAACUUGGCUGGUUAUUUGAAAUCUGAAGCAAAUGAAGAAGAGCCUGAUGAAAUAGCUAACAUAAAGAUGACUGAACAUUCCAACUUAAGUCAAACAUCUUUUUAUAAGUCUUUGGAUGACAAGAGGAAGAGCAGCACAGUACCUAUUGUGGAAGAAGAAGGCGAGGAAGAAGAUGUUAUUUCUUAUUCACAAAUUCCUGAAACUUCUUUGCCAAACCCUAGAUUUUCCACAUUCUCCUUUGGUGGGUUGUUGUUAUCAAAGCCUCAAACAGCUACCAAUGAAGAAGGUGAUUUGACAAUCAUGCAAAAUACCUUAAGCUCUGGUGGCACAGUAGUCAGAAGGUCGAUUUAUAAGAAUUCAUCUAUUAGAAAAUCAUCAACUAUCCUCGGGUUAGGCAUCAAGGUUCGUGACCAAGAACAACCUGAACAACAACAACAACAAUCACAAAUCAACCAAAAGCAAGUGAAUGUUUCAUCUUCUUCAGAAGAGUCCAAGAAUACUAGAAGAUAUUCAAAUGACGAUGCAGAUGACGAAUUAUUAUCUGAUUCAAGUACUGUUGAUACAGAAUUCUCCAUAGAAGAGUCAGCAUCAAAGCAGCCUCCACCUCAAGUUAUCCCUCGAUUUGAUUCUGGUCAUAGUAUUGUUAAUUCCAAGGAAACUUUGAUCUUGAAGAAACAUGACUCCGACACUGGAAUGCAUGAAGAUACUACCAUUCGUUUGUAUGAAAGCUAUGAAGAUCUUACUGAUAAGAACUCUUCUUUUGUUGCAGCAAAUACUACUGGAUUUGACCGCAAUUUUUCAGUUCCUGAAGUUACUGGAAUCAUUGAUGAGCUGGUUGUGGAUGAUACUGCUUUCAAUGAUAAUGAAAGUGGUUUGUUGAAUGCAAGACUCUCUACUGGUAUUUUCAGCACAAGUGGUAUUCCUAGAAGUCCAAGAGUUGAGUUAUCAGAGAGAUAUGUUCAAGAAGAAGAAGAAGAAGACGAUGAUUAUGUUGAUGAUGAAGAGGAGGACUGUGAUGAUGACAAUGAACUUGAACCGGUGAACACGUUCCAACAACGAGAAGAGAAGCGGAUGUCUGUCCAAGCUGAAGAAUCUAGUAAGCAAACUAAGAGAGUUUCAAUUAGCGAAAAGAAAGAAUUCAUUUCAAGCACAUCUUUGCAGCAGUAUGACACAAUAGUCCCAACUACUUCUCCCGGUGUUAUGAUCAGAGAAGAGCUGCCACUGCGAGUUCCUAGAUAUAAGAGAAUGUCAUUAUAUCCAAAAAGAGCAGCUCCUAAACCACCAGUAUCAGAGGAAACUACCACCAAGUCUAAUAGAUUCUCGUGGAUUUCUGUCAAUACCGAAGAGAAGACAAAGAGCAAUUGGUUUAAGAGAUUCUUCCAAUCUUUAACUGGUGGAUCAAAGAAGAUUGAAAGCACACCUAAACACGCUCCUAAAGAUAUUGAGGUUGUCGAUUCUUCACUCUCAUCAGAUGAAUUGAUGCAAGUCAUUAAAAAUCAAUUAGAAUUAAAGAAAUUAGAAGGAUCAAUUUCCACGGUUACUAUUGAUGAAGAGUUUGGAAUGAUUUCUGGAGUUAUACCCGCAAAGUAUUCCAGUGGCAGGAAAUUGAAAUUCACUAUUGAAGUUAUUACUUUUGCUCAAAGUUCCAGUUUACAUAUUAUUAAAAUUAAGGGUAAUGACAAGGGAUUCCAAAAUUUUGUUAAUAUUGUCACGUUCGUCAUUAGACAAGAAGAAUUCAUGAAUAGAAAGAGAAUGUCCAGUCGAGGUACCACGGCCACUAGAACCAGUGGUAGAUCAGCUGCAAAUAAUAGAAACUUAAUUACUGUCAGAGAAUAA